GGACGCGCAACGUCAACCCCACUGGUGCCUGCUAUCUAGCUUGGUUCCCUACCUACAUGUAAGUAAGUACUUAGGAAAGUACCCAGCGUAUGCCCAUCCCAUCUCGCAAUUAGUUUGCCUUGGAUCGACCACCUGCGCUACUAACCUCUCUGCCCUGAACAUUCAAAGGCUGAGGCUACAGCUGGAUCUCACAUCAGGUCAGACCUGGCAGAAACGCAUCAGGUGCUUUUUGGCGUCAAACCCCGCAAUCUCAGCCUCACCAACAUGGCCGAGGGAAAAUGCUGGACCAUCUUGGAGAACAACCCCGACGUGAUGAACGCCCUCAAAAAGAAGCUCGGCCUAUCGGACGAACUGGAGUUCUACGACGUCUACUCGCUCGACGACCCUGAGCUCCUGUUCUACAUCCCCAGGCCAGCCCACGCCCUGCUCGUCAUCAUCCCCCUCACCAAGCCCUGGGACGAUGAGCGCAAGGCCGAGGACGCGGUCUUGGAGGACUACACCGGCUCGGGCGACAAGGAAGCUGUCAUCUGGUUCAAGCAGACCAUCGGCAACGCCUGUGGCUCGAUCGGGCUCCUGCACUCGGUCAUCAAUGGCCCUGCGAAGAACCACAUCCUCCCAGGCAGCGAUCUGGAGAAGAUCCGGCGUGACGCCAUCCCCCUGGGCAUGAAAGACCGCGCCCAGAUGCUCUACGACAACGAGGCCUUUGAGGCAGCCCACAAAUCGGUCGUUCAUAUUGGCGACACCGCUGCGCCCCCGCUCGACAAUAAACGCCAUGCCGGCCAGCACUUUGUCAGCUUCGUCAAGGAGGGCGGGCGCCUCUGGGAGCUGGAGGGGGGCAGGAAAGGUCCCAUCGACAGGGGUGCCCUUGCCGAGGACGAGGACGUGCUGAGCCCCAGGGCUAUCGAGCUGGGUAUUAACAGGGUCAUCAAGCUAGUCCAGGCCGCGGGCGUGGAUAACCUCCGGUUCAGUGUCACGGCUCUCGCUCCCAGGCCCAUACGAGGCUGAGCCUACGCAGGCUUCCCCCCCCCCCUUGCAUUCAGUCGGUGUCGGCUUGGUGCGCCAGUCGCUGUUGAUGCUCCCGGCUAUUCAGCCGUCAGCACACAUUUUAGCUUGUGAACUUCUUGGCACUUUUCUCUUCCCGUUUAAAGAAUCGACUACUAAGUAGCUAGUUGCGGCGAAUGGCCAUAGAUCUGGAUCUAGUGUGUGUGGUUUCGCUUCUAUUCUAUAUAUAUUUAAGGAUAUAUAUAGC
Molecule: messenger RNA, 1249 nt
Organism: Diaporthe batatas
Lineage: Eukaryota; Fungi; Ascomycota; Sordariomycetes; Diaporthales; Diaporthaceae
Exons: 2
Coding region: 265-1005 (246 amino acids)
Biological process (GO): protein deubiquitination; ubiquitin-dependent protein catabolic process
Cellular component (GO): cytoplasm
Molecular function (GO): cysteine-type deubiquitinase activity
Source: RefSeq, a predicted model, not a curated record